AUGCAAGUGGCAAACUGCCAGCCGCGCGUCGCGUCGCGCGCGAUCGCGACCGGGUCGGCGCGGCCAACCCUUCCCGGGCGCGCUGCGGUGAUCGCUCGCGCGUCGCAGAAGUCUGAGAAGAAGAACGCGAACGUCGGGUCUGCGAAGGACGGGAAGCAGGAGGUGUUUUUGGGCGUGAAGGGCAACGCUCAGAUGCUGGGCAUGAAGGGGGGCUCGGGCGAGGAGGGCGACGUCGACAUCUGGAAGAUCCGCAUCCAGCUCACCAAGCCCGUGACGUGGAUCCCGCUCAUCUGGGGCGUCCUCUGCGGCGCCGCGGCCUCGGGCGGCUUCGAGUGGACCCCGCGCGACGUGGCACUGGCCGCGCUCACCAUGCUGAUGAGCGGACCGAUGCUCACGGGCUACACGCAGACCAUCAACGACUGGUACGACCGCGAGAUCGACGCCAUCAACGAGCCCUACCGCCCCAUCCCCUCCGGCAAGAUCAGCGAGAACGAGGUCAUCGCCCAGAUCUGGGUCCUGCUGCUGGCUGGGUGCGGCAUCGCCUACACGCUCGACGUGGCGCAGGGCCACGAGUUCCCGACGGUGCUGGUGCUCGCGGUGUUCGGGUCGUUCAUCUCGUACAUCUACUCGGCGCCGCCGCUCAAGCUGAAGCAGUCGGGCUGGGCGGGCAACUACGCGCUGGGCUCGUCGUACAUCGCGCUCCCGUGGUGGGCGGGCCAGACGGUCUUCGGGACGCUCACGCUCGACGUCGCGAUCCUCACGAUCCUCUACUCCAUCGCGGGCCUCGGCAUCGCCAUCGUCAACGACUUCAAGUCCAUCGAGGGCGACCGGCAGAUGGGCCUCAACUCCCUGCCCGUGGCCUUCGGCAUCGACGGCGCCAAGUACAUCUGCGCGGGCACCAUCGACGUCACGCAGCUCGCCGUCGCCGCCUACCUCUGGCUCGGCCUCGAGGAGCCCGUCUACGCCGCGGUGCUCUUCGGCCUCGUGGUCCCGCAGAUCGUGGCGCAGGUCAAGUACCUCCUCCCGGACCCCAUCGCCAACGACGUCAAGUACCAGGCGUCGGCUCAGCCCUUCCUCGUGUUUGGGCUCCUCACCACGGGCCUGGCCAUCGGGCACCACAACAUGAUGUAG
Molecule: messenger RNA, 1131 nt
Organism: Pedinophyceae sp. YPF-701
Lineage: Eukaryota; Viridiplantae; Chlorophyta; Pedinophyceae
Source: the annotation of a GenBank genome assembly